Messenger RNA from Hemibagrus wyckioides, 4145 nucleotides. It is a transcript of the gene nr2c2, whose product is annotated as nuclear receptor subfamily 2, group C, member 2. Gene Ontology annotation, biological process: positive regulation of embryonic development; cell differentiation; positive regulation of transcription by RNA polymerase II. Bases 121 to 2151 code for a protein of 676 amino acids. Lineage: Eukaryota; Metazoa; Chordata; Actinopteri; Siluriformes; Bagridae. The record is from RefSeq and is a predicted model, not a curated record. Gene Ontology annotation, molecular function: nuclear receptor activity; zinc ion binding; RNA polymerase II cis-regulatory region sequence-specific DNA binding. The transcript has 14 exons.
CGGUGUCCACAGGCAGCGCAUCAGUCUGACACUGACGGUAUUGUUCAGAGCACAGAAAGUGGUGUUAAAGAGCGACUGUGGAAAUCCACCAAUCCGCGCGCGCUUGAGGCGGCAGACGGGAUGACGUCACCAGCGUCUGGUCGUCGUGGCUGGUGCGCGCGAGCGAAGAGGAAAAGGGGGGCAGAGCGAGCGCGCGACAGGGAGGAAGAGAAAAAACUCCCAGCAGGCCGAAACGGGGUCACGAACUAUGACCUUUCACAGGAGAAAAACAAUAACAAAUCAUUUGUAUUAACCGUAACGACUGUAAAAAUACGUCAACUAACUUCACAGACGCAGGCAUCUCCGACAGACAGCCCGGUGAUGAGUGCUUCUCCACAGCGCAUUCAGAUCAUCUCCACUGACUCUUCUGUCACCACGCCACAGAGAAUACAGAUUGUGACGGAUCAACAGACGGGACAGAAGAUCCAGAUUGUGACAGCUGUGGAUCCGGCAAGCGUGCCCAAGCAGCAGUUUAUCCUCGCUGCUCACGAUGGAACGGCAACAGGCAAAGUCAUUCUGGCAUCCCCCAGCAGCCCCAGCACUAAACAGCUCAUCUUCACCACAGCUGACAGCCUGGUACCUGGUCAAAUACAGUUUGUCACAGAUGCAGUCUCGGUGGAGAGGAUUCUGGGUAAAGGAGGAGAAGUAGGCCGACCGCAGCCUGUAGAGUACUGCGUAGUGUGUGGAGACAAAGCUUCGGGGAGGCAUUAUGGAGCUGUUAGCUGUGAGGGCUGCAAGGGCUUCUUCAAGCGAAGCGUCAGGAAGAGUCUGACCUACAGUUGCCGCAGCAACCAAGACUGUGUGGUCAACAAGCACCAUCGCAACCGCUGCCAGUUCUGCCGCCUCAGGAAGUGCCUCGAGAUGGGCAUGAAGAUGGAGUCUGUGCAGAGUGAAAGGAAACCAUUAGACCUGCCCAGAGAAAAACCUGCAAAUUGUGCUGCCUCAACUGAGAAAAUCUACAUCCGAAAAGACCUGCGAAGUCCCCUAAUAGCAACGCCAACAUUCAUCACAGACAAAGAUGGCACACGCUCUGGGUUACUGGACCCUGGGAUGCUGGUGAACAUUCAACAACCUGUCAUCCAAGCAGACGGCACGUUACUCUUAGCAACAGACACCAAGACAGAGAGCAGCCAUGGGGAUUUAGGCACACUGGCCAAUGUGGUGACAUCAUUAGCCAGUCUUAGCGAUUCACUCAAUAAUGGGGAUGGAGACAUUACAGCCAGCCAACAGGAGGAGUCUGCCAGUGAAAUCACACGUGCCUUUGACACUCUGGCCAAAGCGUUAAACCCUAACGAAGAGGGGGAGGGGCAGAGCCUGUCGGAGACGGAGUGUGUGGGCGGAGCAACUAUACAGGUCAUCAGCAGAGAUCAGGUCACACCUCUCAUAGAAGUGGAGGGUCCUCUGCUCACAGACACACAUGUCAACUUUAAGCUGACAAUGCCCAGUCCCAUGCCUGAGUAUCUGAACGUCCAUUAUAUUUGCGAGUCUGCAUCCCGUCUGCUGUUUCUCUCCAUGCACUGGGCACGCUCAAUCCCAGCCUUUCUUGCUCUCGGGCAGGAGUGUAACACAUCUCUGGUACGGGCGUGCUGGAACGAGCUGUUCACUCUCGGUCUGGCGCAGUGUGCUCAGGUCAUGAGCCUCUCCACCAUACUGGCUGCCAUUGUCAACCAUCUGCAGAGCAGCAUCCAGGAGGACAAGCUGUCUGGCGAACGAGUGAAGUUGGUGAUGGAUCACAUCUGGAAGCUGCAGGAGUUCUGUAACAGCAUGGCCAAGCUGGAGACGGACGGCUAUGAGUACGCCUACCUGAAAGCCAUCGUCCUCUUCAGUCCAGACCACCCAGGCCUGAACAGCAGCAGCCAGAUCAAGAAGUUUCAGGAAAAAGCGCAGAUGGAGCUGCAGGAUUACGUACAGAAGACUUAUCCAGAUGACACCUACAGACUGGCGCGAACCCUGAUGCGUCUGCCAGCGCUGCGUCUGAUGAGCUCCAGCAUAACGGAAGAACUCUUCUUCACCGGACUAAUCGGAAACGUACCCAUCGACAGCAUCAUCCCCUACAUCCUGAAAAUGGAGACCGCUGACUACAACAGCCAAAUCACUGGUCCCACCACAUGACUCCAGAGCAACCUGUUCCGAGCUCCAGAUGCAGACUGAAAUCCUACAAUCUCCCAUUGUCACUUGCCUUCAUUGCAAAGCAAUGCAAAACUUAGGACCAUCACCUUCUUCUUCUUCUUUUUCCCAUGUGUCGAGCAUUUCAUUUUCCUAACAAACAGCUGUAUCAGUCUGACUGAAUGUUACUUAACAAGGUUUGCAUUUUAACUUACCGUGGUUUUAUUUUUCUGCCAAGGAAAAUAAGUCAAUCCGCUCUUCUCAAGCACUUAAGGGGAAAUCGUACCAUGUGCACGCUUUUGUAUUAUUUUAAGAUAUAUGUAUUAAGGAUUUGACUCCUCAGUGAACUGUAUUAGUGUUUUAGUAGUGUAAUGGAAAUCAGGCCAUGGUCAGUUAGGAUCCUGAAAAUAACCUCAUUGUGAAUUCUUAUGCAAAAGUAGUUGCAUGGGUCUCUGUGACCCGGGGUUUAAUCUAGGACCCCUUUUUUUUGCCUUCCAUUAUGUGUUGAAUAUUCCUAUAUAUGUAUAAAAUGAGAGAGAGAGAGAUAGGAGACCCUGAUACACAGGCACUAUUAGUUCUAGGAUCAAUAUCCCAGACGUGCAUUAAGCUUAGCUUUGCACUAAAUUGCAAUGUCAGUGGUGAUCCAUUAUUUAAUAUUUAGCUUUGUGUUGUUUUUUUUUGUUUUUUUUUAAAGGUUUAAGCCGUAGUUUCGGCUUGCUCCAUGUUUUACGUAUACCAGAUAUAUGUGAGCUCGGAAUCUUUAACUGCUAUGAUCUUGGCAUUGAUUUACAAAACAACACCUCUGCUGUUCAGACAAUCAGCAUAUAAAAGGAUGACGCACUUAUCCUGAACGCUUCAUCACUUUUCCUUCAUUUACUGUGCUAAUAUUUCCUCAUACUUCUAUCUGUUCAGGUGUAUUUAUUUGACCGAUUCCUCGUUAUAUAUCGGCUCCACACUUUUCCAUGAAUCGUUAGUAAUUUGAUUGUAGUCUCACGCUAUAGAGCGAUCUAAGAGCACUCCUCGGCAGUAAAUAAUGUAGUCAGCUCCGUUGUACCAGCAGGUUUCACACAGUUAGUAUUCCUUUACGCUUUAAUUUAUUCGUCAUAAACAAGGCUCCAGUGUGUGGUGGUGGUUGUUUUUUUUGCCAUAUGAAAUCAUGACAGCUGUCUUCUGUGAAACGUACUCAAAGUACAAUCAUGCACUUAUGAAUAUUAUAUGAGAGUGUGAAAUACAUCUAUUUACCCUUUGAAGGGUGAACUUCAAACAUAAGGAGAUGAAUAUCUACAUUACCGGAAAUGUAUAUGUACUGUAUAAAAGCCUACCUAAAUAUUUGGGGUUUAAAACCCAUUCAGACUGUUUUUAAUCGCUGUUGUGAUAUGUUCGAUAAGAUUUAUACUACAUGUAAUUUCAUUAAAAUGAAUGCAUGUCUAUUUUAAACCGUUUUUUCAUUUUUCUCUGGCGACGAGAUGUUACACUUUUGUUUGUUUGUUUGUUUUUUGUAUAUAAUGCAUGGAAUAGUUAAUGCAUUUUAUUAAAUGCUGUAUCAAGAUGGCGUAAAAAAAAAAAUUGUUGUGGCUUAGAAAUACAUAUUUAUCUGCCAGAGACUAAAAGCAAACAAGUUAUCUUUUUUUCUUUUGUCUUUUUCUUUUUGAAGUUAACUCAUUUAUGUACAUUGCAGAGAAACUAAUGACCUCAGUAUCUUGUCAAGAAAAGCCUUUUUUUUUUUUUUUUAAAGAAUAUACAUGUAUGAAUUAGUUGUGUUGGAUGUGUCCUUUUAAAAAUGAUAAAAAAAAAAAAAAAGACUAAGUAAAGGAACAUAUGGUUUGACAUUUGAUGGGUCAAAUCACAUUAACCGUGAUGAGUUCCUGCAUUUGUUUCCCUAAAAAAAAUAUCUGAUUCUGUUUUCACUUCCAUACAAAAGGUUCGGACAUGAUUUAUCUCAGUUUCUUUUGUUUUUCUCAACCCGGAAACUUCAAAUUGCUUGUGUAGGAUUUUAAUUC